Molecule: messenger RNA, 1623 nt
Organism: Tetrahymena thermophila SB210
Lineage: Eukaryota; Ciliophora; Oligohymenophorea; Hymenostomatida; Tetrahymenidae
Product: tetratricopeptide repeat protein
Exons: 3
Molecular function (GO): protein binding
Source: RefSeq, a predicted model, not a curated record
AUGAACGAAGCAAAUUAUUAAGCAGAGAACUUUAAAGGUUUUGCUGAGAAGCAAUUUAAUCAAGAUGGAUAGAAAUAAAUUUUCGGGAAUCAUAAUUAAAAUUAAAUGCACAAUGUACUUAGGUAGUCUUAUUCAGCCACUAUCAAUGGCAGUUCGCCAAUGGUUAAAACCACAAGCCAAAUUUAUUAAGCGAAGACUGGUCAUAGUUCUUAGCAAGUCAAGGAUCUGACAAAUAUUAAGAAAUUAUUUAACAAUAAGCAAUACGAGUAGGCUCUUGAAAGCAUUGAGAAAUAUUUAUCUCUUUAUGACCCUAAGAAUCCGCAUUACAUUUAAGGAUAGGAAAAUAAUUUGAGUAGCAACAGCAAUAACAAUCUCAAUUAAAAUUAGAUGAAUGGGAUAAACAGCAGCAGCAAUCAUAGCAGCAGUCAAAAUUUAGAAUCUGAUGAUAAAAUGGAUAUUGAAGAUAAAAAUAAGGAGAAAGAAAAUGAAAUUAUCAUGCUCAUUCAAACUAAAAGCGACUGUUUCCUUCAUUUAAAUAGAAACGAAGAAUUUUUCCGUUGUCAAGACCAGAUAUUUGCUAGAGACAAUUCUUAAACAAAAGUUUUCAUAAAUAAAGGAAGCAUUUAUUAUUAAGUCAAAAGAUAUAAAGAAAGCUUGGAUGAAUUUAAAAAGUAUGUUGAACUCGUUCAUAACGAUUUUGAGGCAUACUAUUGGAAAGGUUUAGUUGAGGAAAAACUUAAAUUGCAUCAAGACGCACUCAAUAGUUUUGAAUAGUCAUUAUUCAUAAAUCCUAACUAAAUUAAAGUUGUACAAAAGAAAACUUCGCUGCUAGCAACACUUUAAAGAUAUGAAGAAGCAAUCGAAAAUCAAAGAAAAGUUAUCCAAUAUUUUGAACAUAAUAGGAACAAGUAAAAUACAAAAUAAAUGUACUAGCAUUACUUCAUGAUGGGCAAAUUGUAUUUCCAUAUGAAUAGAGUGCAAGAUUCUUACACCUAUUUAGAAAAAGCAAUUUCAGAGCGCAGCGAUCACUCGGAAACUUAUUUCUACUUGGGAGAAUGUUUCCGCCUUACAAACUAAUUGGAAAAUGCUAUUGAGUGUUAUGAAAAAGCCGCACUAUACGAUUCUAAUAACGAUAUGGCGAUGUAAAGAAGAGAAGAAGUGCAAAAAAGAUUAAUACAAGAAUAACCAAGUAAAGCAUAAUAUAUAUAGUAAUCUUCUUCUUAAAUGAUAGAAGAAGAAGCCUAAAUAAUUACUUUAGAUGAUAUAAAAAAAGAUAUAGAGCAACUUGAAUAAGGUAAACGAAGUCAGAUAUAAAAAAUAAAGGAAGGAAAAGGUGUAGACUGUGAUGCUUUUGAACUAGAAAGUACUCGUACACUAGUUUAGCAAUACUCCCUUAAUCUAGCUGCUUUUAAGAGUUUUCUCAGAGUUUAAGAUUAAAUUGAUAGAGCCUCAACCUAUUCUAACAUGAUGUCUUCCAAAUUCAAACCAGUUUAAUAGCCUCAACUCAUAUAAGAGAAAGACGAUGACAGUGAAGAUAACUCUCAAAAGUAAAUUAAAACCCAUUCUAAAUAAAAAAGUCUGUUUAUGUCAAGUAAGAAUUAAAAAAACUUUAAUUAAUUUUGA